Messenger RNA from Pteronotus mesoamericanus, 1602 nucleotides. It is a transcript of the gene PROC, whose product is annotated as protein C, inactivator of coagulation factors Va and VIIIa. The record is from RefSeq and is a predicted model, not a curated record. Gene Ontology annotation, biological process: negative regulation of blood coagulation; blood coagulation; proteolysis. Bases 25 to 1491 code for a protein of 488 amino acids. NCBI's taxonomy places the organism in Eukaryota, Metazoa, Chordata, Mammalia, Chiroptera, Mormoopidae. The transcript has 9 exons. Gene Ontology annotation, molecular function: serine-type endopeptidase activity; calcium ion binding. Gene Ontology annotation, cellular component: extracellular region.
GAUUAACUCCAGUUCCAGGCCAUCAUGGCGGCAGAAGGGCACCCCGGCAGUUUCUCCAGGGCCCACCCCAGUAAGUCCCCUUCCAGGAAGGUCUGUGAGACAGGUAUCAGCAAUUCCAGAAUGUGGCGGCUGGCAAGCCUCUUACUGUUCCUGACCAUCUGGAGAAUUUCCAGCACACCAGUUACUCCUGUCUCAGUAUUCUCCAGUAGCGAGCGGGCCCACCAGGUGCUACGGAUAAACAAACGCGCCAACUCCUUCCUGGAGGAGCUCCGGGCCAGCAACCUGGAACGGGAGUGCUUGGAGGAGAUCUGUGACUUCGAGGAGGCCCAGGAGAUUUUCCAAAAUGUGGAUAACACACUGGCAUUCUGGUCCAAGUACCACGAUGGCGACCAGUGCAAGGUCCAGCCUCCUGAGCACCCUUGCGACAGCCCGUGCUGCGGUCACGGCAAGUGCACCGAUGGCAUCGGUGGCUUCAGUUGCGAAUGCAGCCAGGGCUGGGAGGGCCGCUUCUGCCAGAAAGAAGUGCAUUUCUCCAACUGCUCGGUGGACAAUGGCGGCUGUGCGCAUUAUUGCCUGGAGGAGAAGGGCAAGCGCUACUGUAGCUGUGCGGAAGGCUACGGGCUAGGGGACGACCACCUGCAGUGUGAGCCCAAGGUGAAAUUCCCAUGUGGAAGGCCCUGGAAACCAAUGGAGAAGAAAAGCAAGAUCUUGAAAUGCUGCACAGACCAAGUAGACCAAGUAGAUCCACGGCUCAUCAACGGGAAGUUGACCCUGCAGGGAGAGAGCCCCUGGCAGGUGAUCCUUCUGGACUCAAAGAAGAAGCUGGCCUGUGGGGCAGUGCUGAUCCAUACUUCCUGGGUGCUGACAGCAGCUCACUGCAUGGAAAACUCCCAGAAGCUCAUCGUCAGGCUUGGAGAAUAUGACCUACGGCGCAGGGAGAAGUGGGAGGUGGAUCUAGACAUAAAGGAGGUCUUCAUGCACCCCAACUACAGCAGGAGCACCACCGACAAUGACAUUGCUCUGCUUCAUCUCUCCCGGCCUGCCACCCUCUCACAGACCAUUGUGCCCAUCUGCCUCCCUGACAGUGGCCUCUCAGAGCGUGAGCUCACCAGGGUCGGCCAGGAGACAGUGGUGACUGGCUGGGGCUACCGCAGUGAGACCAAGAGAAACCUCACCUUCAUCCUCAGCUUCAUUAAGAUUCCAGUGGCCCCUCACAAUGACUGCAUCCAAGUCAUGCACAAUAUGGUCUCUGAGAACAUGUUAUGUGCAGGCAUCCUUGGAGACCCACGGGAUGCCUGCGAAGGUGACAGUGGGGGACCAAUGGUUGUCUCCUUCCAUGGCACCUGGUUCCUGGUGGGCCUGGUGAGCUGGGGUGAGGGCUGUGGGCGCCUCCACAACUAUGGCAUUUACACCAAAGUCAGCCCUUACCUCAACUGGAUCUAUAGUCACAUCAGAGCUGAGGAGGCCUCCCUCAACAGCCAGGUGCCCUAACGUCCCUCCCACUAUGUCUGUAUCCCAGAUGCCACUCUGGAAUGGGAUCUGGCUAUUGAAUGUCAAUAUAUGUGACAUUAAAGGGUCAUGCAACAAGCACACCAGCUGCUG